GUCUGCUUCCGGCUCUCGGUGCAGUCAGCGGCAGCAAUUAACAAAGCCGAGAACCUUGAUCAAAACGGUAUCGCGCAGGAAUUCAAAGGCCCGACACGAGACAGCGACGGCCAUGGGUCAUACUACUAGGCUGUUCAUCGGCUCCAUCCACACGUGGAUUAUUAAGCCAUAAUUAGCCGUGACUUUUGUUUUGUUCAUAAGUAAAGCCCUUUUGUCGUUCCUUGCCUACUCCAUCUGGUCGUCUUCGAAUUGUAGCAAGGACCAAAGGAACAGAGGAGGAGGAGAAGCAACUCUUACUCUCGCUUGCUUGCGCGCAUGAGAAUUGAGAAGGCUUCCCGCCCCGUCGUCGUAGCUUCCCGUGCCGUAUAGAAUUCUUCCAUGAUCCAGGAAGGCUGGCCAUGUCUCCCCUGCUCCUCGAACUCCUCUGCCUACUCCUCGUCGCAGGUUCGGUGGUGCUGACAGGCGCCCAGAACGGCGCCGGAGAAGACAAGGCGGUGCUGGUAGAACUCAAGCGGUUCCUGCAGACGAACAACAAGGUCAACCGUGGCGACUACGACGCGUGGCCGGAGACGGCCACUUCCCCUUGCAAUUGGGCCGGCGUCCGCUGCGACGCCGCGGGCCGCGUGGCUUCGCUGAACCUCUCGAACUCGGCCAUCUCCGGCCCGGCCUUCGGCAACUUCUCGCGGCUCCCGGCGCUCGUCUCGCUCGACCUCUCCGAUAACUCCAUCACCGGCUUCCUCCCCGCGGACGACCUCAACCAAUGCCGCGGCCUGACACACCUCAACCUCUCACACAACCUCAUCACGGGCCCGCUCCACAUCCCCGGCCUGACGAACCUCCGGACGCUCGACGUGUCCGGGAACCGGCUUAAUGGCAGCGUGGCCGGUAACUUCCCUUCUAUCUGCGCGGGAGAGCUUGAACAACUCGACAUGUCCACCAACAGGUUCACGGGCAACAUCACCGGCAUGCUCGACGGCUGCGGGAAUAAGCUGGAGCGCGUGGAUCUCAGCUCCAACAACUUCACUGGCGAGCUAUGGCCGGGCGUCUCAAGGUUCAGUCAAUUCAGCGCCGCGGAGAACAACCUCACCGGGAGCAUUCCGUCGAGCACCUUCCAGGACGGCUGCAGGCUCCAGUCCCUGGACCUCUCCGCGAACAAGCUGGCCGGCAGCUUCCCGGACUCCAUCGCCAAGUGCCAGAAUUUAACGUACCUGUCUCUAUGGGGGAACAAUUUCGCCGGAACGAUCCCGGCUGGAAUCGGGGAGCUGGGUGUCCUCGAGACGCUCAUCCUCGGGAAGAACCGGUUCGACCGGCGGAUCCCUCAAGCGCUGACGAACUGCACGGCGCUCCAGUUCCUGGACAUGAGCAACAACUCCUUCGGAGGCGACGUGCAAGAGAUCUUCGGAAGCUUCGCCCCGAGCCUCAAGUACCUCGUGCUGCAUCACAACGGGUACACGGGCGGGAUCGUGGCGUCCGGCGUGCUCCGGCUGCCGAGGCUCGCGAGACUCGACCUCAGCUUCAACGAUUUCACCGGCUAUCUGCCCCCGGAGGUGGCCGAGAUGAAGAGCCUCAAGUACCUGAUGCUAGCCGACAACAACUUCUCAGGCGGGAUACCAACGGAGUACGGCCGGCUCGCGGAGCUCCAGGCGCUGGACCUGUCGAACAACGCGCUCUCCGGCGGGAUCCCUGCGAGCGUCGGGAACCUCACCUCGCUGCUCUGGCUGAUGCUCGCCGGGAACAAGCUCUCGGGACAGAUACCGCGUGAGAUCGGGCGCUGCAGCAGCUUGCUCUGGCUGAACCUGGCCGACAACAGAUUAACCGGGGAGAUCCCGCCGGAGAUGGCAGAGAUCGGGAACAACCCGGGCCCGACCUUCGCCAAGAACCGGGAGGACUCGAGCGUGCUGGCCGGGUCCGGGGAGUGCCAGGCCAUGAAACGGUGGAUCCCGGCCAGCUACCCGCCCUUCAGCUUCGUCUACACGGUCAUGACCCGCGAGAACUGCCGCAGCAUCUGGGACCGCAUCCUCAAGGGCUACGGGAUCUUCCCCAUCUGCACGAACAACUCUUCGUCGCAGGUCAGGACCAACUCGAUCUCCGGCUACGUGCAGCUCUCGAGGAACAUGCUGUCCGGGCAGAUCCCGUCGCGGAUCGGCGCAAUGCGGAACCUCAGCUUGCUCCACCUCGACGGCAACGGCUUCACGGGCCGGAUCCCGCCGGAGAUCGGCCAGCUGCCGCUCGUCAUCCUCAACGUGUCCAGGAAUAACAUCUCCGGCCCGAUCCCGUCCGAGGUUGGUCAAAUUCGGUGCCUCGAGAGGAUGGACUUGUCAUUCAACAAUCUCUCUGGAGAGCUCCCCGCGAGCCUGGGCCGACUCACCGAGCUGGCCAUGUUCAAUGUCUCGUACAACCCACUUCUCCAUGGCUAUGUCCCGACCGCCGGCCAGUUCGGCACCUUCGACGAGCAGUCCUUCAUUGGAAUCCCCAACAUAACGCUGCAUCGGGAUCGAGCCGUCGCUGGGGCUGGCAAGCAACAACAACCAAUGGAAGAUGCUACUCGUGGCAGGAAGAUGCUGCCGAGAACUAUUCUGGCAUGGUUCUUCUUCUCCCUCGUCGUCGCCUUCAUCGCCGGCAGCGUCGUGUUCAUCGUCACCAGCCUGCGCGCCCGGUACCCGGUGGACCAGGACCCGGACCUGGAGCACCCCAAGUGCGGCGGGGGUGGCGGGAACGGGAAGCACAAGUUAUUCCAAACGUCAUCGUCGUCGUCAUCGCCGCUGCCGUCUUCUGGGUGGUCAUCAUCAUCGGCGACCGGGUGCUCCUCUACUUCGACCGAGGCGGCGGUGAAGGUGUUCCGGCUGGACAAGACGACCGCAUUCACCUACCGCGACAUCGUGGCCGCCACGGGCGACUUCUCGGACGGCCGGGUGAUCGGGCGCGGCGGGCACGGCGUCGUGUACCGCGGCGUGCUCCCCGACGGCCGCACCGUGGCCGUCAAGAGGCUCUCGAGAUGUCGCAACGAUGUCGGCGAAGAAGACGGGGACGGGGAGCGCGAGUUCCGGGCGGAGAUGGAGGUGCUGGCGGGCCGGAUGGGGUUCACGUGGCCGCACCCGAACCUGGUCACGCUCUACGGCUGGUGCCUCUCGGGGUCCGCCAAGAUCCUCGUCUACGAGUACCUGGAGGGCGGCACCCUGGAGUCCCUCAUCUUCUCCGACGCCGGUGUCAAGUGGGCGCGGCGGAAGGAGGUGGCCGUGGGGGUGGCCAGGGCGCUGGUGUUCCUGCACCACGAGUGCGCGCCCGCCGUGGUGCACCGGGACGUGAAGGCCAGUAAUGUUUUGCUGGACGGCGAGGGCCGGGCCAGGGUCACGGACUUCGGGCUGGCCAGGGUGGUCCGGCCUGGCGACACCCACGUCAGCACCGUGGUGGCCGGCACCGUGGGGUACGUGGCGCCGGAGUACGGGCAGACGUGGCGCGCCACCACGAAGGGAGACGUGUACAGCUUCGGCGUCCUGCUCAUGGAGCUCGCCACGCGCCGGCGCGCCGUUGGCUACGGCGAGGAGGACGACGAGUGCCUCGUCGACUGGGCUCGCCGCGCGGCCAAGGAGGGAUGGAAGGGAAGACAACAGCAGUUGGUGAAAGCGCAAGCGGGGGGUGAUCGAUUGGCGACGAGCGGCGAGGUGUUCUGGGAGCUGCUGGCGAUCGGCCUGCGGUGCACGGCGGACGCGCCGCACGAGCGGCCGGACAUGCCGGAGGUGCUCGCCGCUCUGCUGGACGUCGACGCCGACGGCGAGUAAACCAGCAGGUGUUCGACGACGUGACGUGCGCACGUACGAGAAGACAAGUACAGAAAAAUUGAUUCGUUUGUGUACAAAAUUUUACAGAGUUUUUGGUCGUUUGAUUAGUCUAGGUUGGGGUUCAAUGUUGGGACGGGUAGAAUCAUAGAACACACAUGUACUUAGGAGCAAAGCAAAGAGAGAGAAAGAAGAAAGUUUUGGUAGCCGAUAUGUAUACACUUGUUGAUUGCAUCUGUAUAGUCCGGCAAAGGGUCGUCACUGUAUGUGUAUGUACACGCUAACAGAAAAAAUAAUCGGCGGUCGCUGUCUUGGACCAUGAAGCCUGUUCGCUC
This is a messenger RNA of Brachypodium distachyon (stiff brome), 4111 nucleotides long. RefSeq names its product probable LRR receptor-like serine/threonine-protein kinase At1g74360. The record is from RefSeq and is a predicted model, not a curated record. Gene Ontology annotation, cellular component: plasma membrane. The transcript is spliced from 2 exons. Gene Ontology annotation, molecular function: protein kinase activity; ATP binding; protein binding. Gene Ontology annotation, biological process: hormone-mediated signaling pathway; protein phosphorylation. NCBI's taxonomy places the organism in Eukaryota, Viridiplantae, Streptophyta, Magnoliopsida, Poales, Poaceae. The coding region runs from base 399 to 3779 and encodes 1126 amino acids.